Molecule: messenger RNA, 1188 nt
Organism: Drosophila navojoa
Lineage: Eukaryota; Metazoa; Arthropoda; Insecta; Diptera; Drosophilidae
Molecular function (GO): histone acetyltransferase activity
Source: RefSeq, a predicted model, not a curated record
AUCACAGCAAUGUUGCUGCCAUGCAUGCAACAUAUGGCAACGGCGGCAACAACUGCGGCAACAGCAUCCACAGCGUUUGCAAUCAGCAGCAAAUCAGCAACUACAGCAACAGCAACAACAUCAAUGGCAGCAACAGCAGCAGCAACAACAACAGCAACAUGAGCGCCAGCGGUUUGUUUGGCGCCGGCUAUGGCAACGAUUAUAUGGCCAAUGCAACAGCGGCUGCUGCAUAUGUGACACCAGCAACCGCAGCCGCUGCGGCAGCAGCAAUUGCAACAACAACAACAAUGCCAGCGGCAGUGAACACAACAACAAUGCUGUCUAAUUACUGCGAUGCUGCGACUAUGAUGAUGGCCGCGGCCGCUGUCAAUGCAAAUCAGUGCCUGCAACAACACCACCAGCGGCUGCUGCUGGCCAGCAGCAGCAACAGCAAUAGCAACAGCAGCAGCAAUAGCAACAGCAACAGCAACAGCAACAGCCAUGAGCAACUGGCCACGGCAGCGGUCACGGCCUCCGCCUCCGCCUCCUCGUCCUCGUCGUCAGCGGGCUCGCUGUCAUCGGCAUCGUCCACACCGACAGCGACGACUAUCGCGACAGCCCAGCAGCAACAGCAAGAGCAACAGCAACAGCAGCAGCAGCAGCCGCAACAACAACAGCAGCAGCAGCAACAGUCGCUGCCAUCGCCGCCAAAUUUAAUCGAUAUCAGUGAAGUUCCUCUCAUUGUGGAUGUCAAGUAGUGUAAUUAUUUAUGCAUAUUGAAAAAAAGAAAAAAACGAAAAAAAAAAAAACAAAAAAAAAAAUCUCUAAUGAAAAAUGUAAAAAAAAAAACGAGAAUCGUGUAGCUUAAUUGUUUUAAAAUCUCCUUUAGUUGUUGUAACUUGUACAUAAACAAUUUUCAACUUUCACCCAGGCGCCCACAACUGACAGCCGAAUGCGGUUUUGUAUCUUGUAGAUACAAUGCAGCUCCCUGGCUAAAAGUCGCAAGAAGAAAAAUACCGAAAUUCCUGAACGUAAAACGCUCAGAGAUUUUUCCAGGUUUUCUUUUCUUUUUUUUUGUGGGCAUCCAUCAGUUCUACGUCUAUGUCUGUAUAAUAUUUAAAGGCACUGAGUUCUACUUAAUUUUAAUGCAAAUGAAAUCUAAACUAAACUUCUUUAUAUACCCUCCCACAAGCAAUGAAACAUAAACAA